Molecule: messenger RNA, 3813 nt
Organism: Geosmithia morbida
Lineage: Eukaryota; Fungi; Ascomycota; Sordariomycetes; Hypocreales; Bionectriaceae
Product: Cid1 family poly A polymerase
Exons: 4
Coding region: 1-3813 (1270 amino acids)
Biological process (GO): RNA 3'-end processing
Molecular function (GO): nucleotidyltransferase activity
Source: RefSeq, a predicted model, not a curated record
AUGGACUCCGGCGCCUCAACCGUCGAAUCGCAACAGUCUUAUCCCCAUUCCCCCACAAACGUUAGGUCAAGCAAGUCGCCGCCUAGGCCCUCGCCACCAGACAGGGCAACCAAAGCGGCCCCCCCCAACUCGGCCCCUGCCUCUAAUCUAGCCUCACCUCGCCACGACGCCACCGUGACUGCAAUAGCGACAGCCUCGCCGGUGCCUGGUGCCACCACUGCGGACACCUCGCUAGACGCCGCAGCUACCAACAUCACUGUCCCCGCUGGUACCGGCAGUGCUGCCGCCGCCUCUACUACCUCUAACUCCAACGGAUUGCAGCUCACUUCUCCCGUCGACCUGCUGCCUUACUCGUACUGGAUCCCGCAUCAGUCCAACGUCUACUACGCGCAGCUGUUGCAGUAUAACAAGCUCAUCUCUCCAACUCGAGGUGGUGGCCUGCAGGCAGCCCCUCUCCCGCCAGUCGUGUCAGCCUCCAACGCCCAGGCCGGUCCUCGGUCACGGUCCUCUAGCAAGGUAUCGCUAAAGGACAGCAACUCUUCUGCCAAGGCUCACGCUACUGGGGGCCAUGGGAAUCGAUCAGCCCACAUAUCCGACAGACACCGCACCGUCGUAACCCCCAGGGAGACUCCUACGAGCAAGAUGGCUUCUAAAAAGACGCAGUCACAGGCCCAGGCGUCUGACUUGAUCAAGAACCGGAAAACACCCGCCACUGGCCCUUUGUCACAGACACAACCGCCUCAGGCCUUCUCUCAGUCGAGUUCGGUACCUUCGACCCCGCACCAACGUGCUCGACAAUUUUCCUUGGGUUCCCGCGAGCCGUCCCCGACCGAGAAUACGAAUAAUCAUUCGCCACGAUCUGCCUACAGCGAGACGACUUCUAUGCGACCUUCAGCACCCCCUCGCCAGGGCGGUUGCAUCUACGAGACGUCUCAAAUCAACUCAAGGAGACGGAUGCCAUACUCUAUAGGCUCUGAUCGACUGGAAAAACUGCCGCUUGGUAAGAUCAAGGGCAAGUUGACAGAAGAGGAGGAGCGAAAACUGGCUACCGAUAUGCGCGAGGUUUAUGACAGGUUACUGCCUAGCGACAGUGUCCAGGAGAAGCGCCAGAAGCUGGUACAAAAGUUGGAAACAAUCUUCAACGAGCGGUGGCCAGGUUACGAGAUCAAAGCCCACCUCUUUGGUUCCUCGGGCAAUCUGCUGUGUUCAGAUGACUCUGAUGGUUCGUACUUAUUGGCACUCACAUACAAAGCCAGUUUGUGGUCUCGACUAACCUUGGACGGAACAGUUGACAUUUGUGUCAUCACAAACUGCAAGGAGAUGGAAGGCGUCUGUCUUAUUGCCGACCUGCUAGCACGGCGUGGCAUGGAAAAGGUGGUGUGCAUCUCAGCAGCCAAGGUCCCAAUUGUCAAGAUAUGGGAUCCUGAGCUUAGCUUAGCUUGUGAUAUAAAUGUCAACAACGCCUUGGCCAUCGAGAACACCAGGAUGAUUCGAAUCUACAUCGAGACGGACCCGCGAGUCAGACAGCUUAUGAUGAUAAUCAAGCACUGGACACGGAGACGUGUCAUCAAAGACGCUGCGUUUGGUGGUACCCUGAGCUCAUACACCUGGAUAUGUCUCGUCAUUGGCUUUCUGCAGCUCCGCACUCCGCCUGUUCUCCCAGCCCUUCAUCAGCUCCCUCACCGGAAUCCAAGACCCAACGGAACUAAUGGCGAGUUUGCGGACAACCUCAAGAAGCUGCGCGGGUUCGGGAGCAAAAACGAGUCAUCGGAAGCGGACCUCUUGUUCCAGUUCUUCCGAUUUUACGCACAUGAGUUCGACUAUGACAAAUAUGUAUUAUCCAUACGGCUGGGGAACAUGAUACCGAAAACGGACAAGUAUUGGCAAUAUGCGGCUAACAACAAGCUCUGUGUGGAGGAGCCCUUCAACACAUCACGAAAUCUCGGCAAUACUGCCGACGAGUACUCAUUCAGGGGCCUUCACAUGGAGCUUCGCCGCGCUUUUGACCUCAUUUCCGAGGCCAAGUUUGAUGAGGCCUGCGAGCAAUUUGUCUUCCCCAAGGAGGAGGAGCGCGUGUUUACCAGGCCACCAAACCAACCCCGCCCGGCUCUGCUUCGGAGCGCAUCCCAGUCGAACCACGGCUCUGGUCGAGGUGGUCGGGGAGGCCACCGUGGUGGGCGCCACCAGAACCACCAUCGUGGCGGAGGAGGCCCUAACCGGCGGACGGCCUCGACUGUGACGACGCAGGAAAAUAUGUACCCGACAAUGCCGCAGGACCUUGCCUGGUACACAGGAACGCCUUAUGGAAUUCAGUAUUCCCAGGACCUUCUUGCAUAUCUGCAACAGGAGAGCUAUCGUCAUAUGCAGAUGUACUCGUCCACGUCCAUGUUUGGUCAGCAGCAGCAGCAGCAGCAGGGUAUGAGUGCGCAGAUGGCUGGGCCCAACUCGAGCCCUGGCCAGGGACAAGCAUCAGACAGAUCUCGUACCAACUCGUUUGACAACCAACCACCGAUGGCGGCUCCACUACGGCCGGAGCUGUUCGCGCUGUACGGCCUGACGCUGAACUCGCCCAUGUUCGCACAACAGGCACAUGCAACAUACGCACCGUACGCAGCAACACCGCCCACUAAUGUCGCCACCACAAAUAGCACCGGCCAGGAGUAUCGGCGGCCCUCAGAGCGGUCCGCAGCGGCAACAGACAGAGGUGCUGCGGCCUCGAGUAGCUCGCUUAGGUCACAGUCUCAGCCCGCGGCACGAUCUCCGUCAACGAUGCAGCCCUCCUUGCCCGGACAGCAACUCCCCAUCAGCCAGUCUUUUGCCGGUACUUCUACUAUGGGCACUAGGAGCUCCAACGGAGCUCCAACGCCCACUGGAAACGGGACGUUGGGCUCGGCAAACUUGCAGCCGCGGAAUCCCAGCCGACCUCUCGUUGUAAACGGAUCAUCCCUCAAGGCGAGCAUGUCCGCUUCAAACCGCCCACCGGCCCCCUCUGAGCCGACACAUGAGAGCCCGUCGCCGACCAAUGGGUAUUCCCAGCAUGUUUCGGAAAUAAACGACAAAAACGCUAAUCAACCAAACCUCGAAGUUGCAGAGGCGCAGCCAACGCCAACCACUGCUGAGCAGAAUCCCACCGCUGUUGGCGGACGAAUGGUCUAUGCAGGGGCGGAUGAGGCGUGCUUUCGCGAGCGCAUAGCCAUGAUGAAUGCUCAGUUCAUGAACGCACAAUUUCUUGGGCAGCCUAUGUCAAUCAUGGGGAACGGACAGCAACCGUUGCAGCCGAUGCAGCAUGGCAUGUCGGCCUGGCCACCACAGAGUGCCGCCAUAGCACCUCUAGACCUCGCAGUGUCUGGUGAAGGCAGCGUGCGAAAACCCAAUGGCACUGACGGGCCUCUCCUGUCCCCUGUAUACGAAAACACGACACUGCCCGCAACAAGUUUUCGGAAGUCUGGCAAACAAGAAUCCCAGGCGUCAUCAGGGUGGGCUGGUGCUGUCAAGCAGAAUCUGCAACCGGAUGAGCAGAGGGCACGCCUACAGGACAUGAUGGACAAGCCGAAGAACCCGAGAGCAGGCACUGCUCAGACAUGGGCUGCCGUCUCGACUUCGGCUCCUGCUCUGGCUCCGACUCUGACUGUGGGACCUAAGGGCAACCCGGGACAUGUCCGCGGCGCCAAGAGUGAGAGCGAGGGAGGGUGGCAAAAGGCUGGCAAAGGAAAAAAGAAGGGGACAGUAGCCAACAGCACCACAACUACCAACGCGCAGCAGGGCCACGCAGAGGUACCCCCCAAGAACACAUCAGAGCGCAAGGGGGGUUAA